This is a messenger RNA of Chenopodium quinoa (quinoa), 645 nucleotides long. RefSeq lists its product as uncharacterized. NCBI's taxonomy places the organism in Eukaryota, Viridiplantae, Streptophyta, Magnoliopsida, Caryophyllales, Amaranthaceae. The transcript has 5 exons. The record is from RefSeq and is a predicted model, not a curated record. The coding region runs from base 128 to 469 and encodes 113 amino acids.
ACGAAAUAGAGGAACUCAACUUGUUUUCUAGGAGAAACUCAAGUAGAAGGUCCAACUGAAUUUCUGGAGGUCUAAAGAAGGUAAUUAAACUUGAUCUAGCGGAGGGGUGUGAUUUGAACUUGAACCAAUGGAGGCCUGUGAUUCAACUCGAAGAAGAGUGUUCCAUUUCGAUCCAACGGAGGUAGUAGUACCAAUGUCAAUCAAGCGUAGACGUUUAGUUGAUGAAAAUGCGGUUGGACAGGAGGAUGGAUAUAUAUUGAAGAAUAAGGAAGUUGCCAAAGCCAUGGAAAAAACAAAUGAUUUGUAUCCUGCAAUGUUUAAGGAUGAUAGAUUAACUUAUGGUGAAGUUGUGAAAGGCAAAUCAGAGGUCUUGAUGGAACAUUCCAAGGGUAGUAGGAGGGUAACUUUCAUUGUAGCGCCUUUGGUAGAAAUGUUUUUGUUUCUAGAUUAUUGUUACCAUGCUUUGUAGUUAUUGGUAUGUAAUGAGACAGCCUCCGAACACGAGUUGCCGGAUUGAGUCAUUUAGGCGCAGUUGUCGAAAAUUUGAUGACCGGCGAAAAUGUUGGGUGGUUGAGAUGGGUUUUGGUGGUCUAUUACAUGUUUCUUUUGAUAUGCAAUUACCUAGACAGUUGGCUUAUUGGAUAA